AUGCAGCAAUACGAACUAUAUGAUAUGCCUGCUGACGCCAUUUCGUCGGUGGUAUUUAGCCCUACAAAUCCGGAUCUUUUGCUGGUUUCUUCUUGGGACAAAAGUGUAAGACUAUACGACGUUCAUAAUACUACACCACUCAAAACAAGUUAUACUCAUAAGGCGCCAGCACUGGAUUGCUGUUUCUCAGAUGGAGCUCACGCGUUCAGUGGUGGUUUGGAUAAACGGCUGAAAAUGUUUGAUUUUAAUACUGGGAAUGACACGAUUCUUGGAACUCAUGAUGAAGCUGUUAAAUGUGUAGAAUAUAGCAAGGAAAAUAAUCUGAUAGUAACAGGAUCCUGGGACAAAUCCAUCCGUCUCUGGGACAUUCGUUCAAAAGAUGCCGAUGCCGGGGGAACAUUUACACAGCCGGGCAAAGUUUUCGCAAUCGACGUCAUGAAUCACAAACUGGUUGUCGCGAUGGCGGGACGUCAUGUCUUUAUUUAUGAUGUAAGAAAUAUGAAAGACGCGAUUCAAAAGCGAGAGAGCAGUUUAAAGUAUAUGACGCGGUGUGUGAAGUGCAUGCCGAAUGGAGAAGGUUAUGCGAGUAGUUCUAUAGAAGGACGUGUAUCGGUUGAAUUCUUUGAUCCGUCACCGAAAUCACAGGCUCGUAAAUAUGCGUUCAAGUGUCAUCGAAAGGUUAUUGAUGGUGUGGAUACGGUGUAUCCUGUAAAUGCUUUAGCUUUUCAUCCAACCCACGGUACCUUUGCAUCCGGUGGCGCCGACGGUGUAGUCAACAUCUGGGAUGGAUUCAACAAAAAACGGCUCCGCCAGUACCCAUCAUACCCGUCUAGCGUUGCAAGUCUUAGUUUUAGUUGUGAUGGUCGUAUGCUGGCAGUCGCUAGUAGCUACACGUUCGAAGAGGGCGAGAAAGAUCAUCCGCCGGAUUCUGUGUUCAUACGACCGUUGUCUGAAAAUGAGUGCAAGCCGAAACAAGUUGGAAGUAGUUGA
Molecule: messenger RNA, 990 nt
Organism: Ambispora gerdemannii
Lineage: Eukaryota; Fungi; Glomeromycota; Glomeromycetes; Archaeosporales; Ambisporaceae
Source: the annotation of a GenBank genome assembly